GCGUGGUAUUCUUCGUUGCUCAGCAGCGCCUGAGCAGAGUAAGCCCAGCGCCUCCGCCAUAUCGCUUCGGCCAGCACCGUCCCCUUGCGGCAGUCGAAUGCCCGAUAAGACAGACAUGCUGUUCAUCACAAGCAGGGCCGCUCAGUGCAGUGGCGAUGGUGAAAAUCCGGGGUGCGUCCUCGAGGCUUGACGAGUCACACACAAUUCGUCGAGUCCGCCCAUGCCAGCGAGGCAGCCCGGAUGGAAUCAUCAUUCUAGAUUUAUGCGAGAGUCAUCCGACCACCGUCCACUUGGGUAUAGAAGUGUGAUGGGCGAGCAGCUGCGUUGCUGCGCCGAUGGCAAGCGAUCCCUGCCUGAUGAUCCGAUGCAUCACCAGCCCGGUUCAGCCCGGUUGCCGAAUCAACCGCGGCCUGCCACAGUAACGCCACCGGCCAAUCACGCCGCAGCAAGCGCUCUGGAGAGAAACAUAUUGAUCUCUCGUCGCUCGGCCAUCAGCUCGCUACGUCUUGCAGAUUGUCUCUUCAGCAGCUUCAAUUCUGCCGAAACCACCGUCGCUGAACCGUCGCUGAACCGUCACCCACACAAAGAAGGAGAGCCCGUUGACAGCUGGCGCGCAGGUACAGUACGUCUCGUUUGCAGUGUCGGCGCUUCGCUGGGCCCUGGCCCCUGGGCCCUGGGGCGCGCGUGCGUCAUAGCCACUCGUUCGCAUGCGAUGACGCCGAUGCGAAGCCGCACCUGCCGCUGACUUGUUGUGCACAGCAAUCUCCAUCUUCGCCGCACGUCCUCCCAGCUUCUCCAGCUUCUACAACUUCAACAACUUCUACAAGCUCUCUCCAUUUCACAUUUUCACAUCUUCGCAUCCGUAUCUGCGUUGUUGGCGCUCUGAC
Trematosphaeria pertusa is the source of this 887-nucleotide messenger RNA. RefSeq lists its product as uncharacterized. The record is from RefSeq and is a predicted model, not a curated record. Bases 221 to 745 code for a protein of 174 amino acids. The transcript has a single exon. Lineage: Eukaryota; Fungi; Ascomycota; Dothideomycetes; Pleosporales; Trematosphaeriaceae.